UCAAUCAUGGCCGAUUUAUUGCCCCUUAAUGAGAUACGACAAUAUAUACCAAGAUUAACAGAAUAUCGCUGGAAGAUUGCUCGUGUUCACCGUUUACAGUACGGAAGAGGCGUACCCGUGCCAACUAGCCGUGUACAUCCAGGAAGGUCAGCAAGACCAUUUUCUAUCCUUUAUCACUAGCCCCCAURUUGUACAAGAUCUGCCAUUUGGCCAAAAGCGUUUAAAGUUAUCAAACGGCACGGUCGUCGAGACACCAAAUGUAAUUCGUUCAGUGAUAUCGUCGAGGAUAUGUGCACAGUACAGUCAGUUAUGCGAAGAGACAGGCUUUAAACCAUUCAGCGAAGCAACAAUGAGGCGUGUCCUGUCAGAGUGUAAUGCCACAGGGAGAAAGUCUCUCCAGGGUCUCGAUUACUAUWAUGCAGAGGGAGCAAAGGCGUUUGAUGAGUUGAGUAAUAUUGUGAAGGAGAUUGAACCAGUUCGUGAACCUGGAUGGGCUGCAAACUGCGAGAGAACACUGCGUGAAAGUAAACAGUACAUUAAAUCAGACUUCAAGGUUCAUAUUACAGAAGCAAACCAAGUACCUGACCACUGUCUAGCAUAUGCUUUAAGUCAGAGUUCAGAUCCUUUCUUAAAAGAAUGUAACCACCAGCAUGAUUUUUCCUGCUCCUCCUGUGAAAAGUUGAAGACGGUACUCACCAAUAUCAAGAACACUCUAGCUGAUAGUAAAAACACUUCCGUCAGAAGAUCAAUGGGAUGA
Molecule: messenger RNA, 757 nt
Organism: Exaiptasia diaphana
Lineage: Eukaryota; Metazoa; Cnidaria; Anthozoa; Actiniaria; Aiptasiidae
Exons: 2
Coding region: 350-757 (135 amino acids)
Source: RefSeq, a predicted model, not a curated record